GUUUGUCGCCCCCCGAGAAAGGAGGUACGGUCGAGGCCAAGAGUGAGGCCGAGCGAGAGCUGACCGGGCUUGACUCGGCCACAGAACAAGGCACCGAAGGUUCCGGAGUGAAUGGAGGAGGCCCAGACCUGAGAUCAACGCCAGCCCGACCGGCCUGGCACGGGGCCUAUAGGGCGGGCAGGCAGGCGUGCCGAAGCCGCCAGGGCCUUUCCUCUGGUAUCGGGUGAGGGGCCUAGGCUCCGGUCCGGCGACAAGACCGGGCUCGGCCCCUCGGAACCAGAAUCCGACCCAGUCAGAAGCGGAGCCUUCACCAGGGCCAUAGGCCAGCGGCUAGGCCGGGCCCGGGCCUCCCAUCGGGGCCGGACUGGGACGAGGCCCCGGGGAGGCCCCUAGCGUACCAGACCCUUUCUUCAGGUCGACGCCCGCCGAGAAGAUGCAGCGUGCCCUACCAGGUGCCCGCCAGCAUUUGGGGGCCAUACUGGCCAGCGCCAGCGUGGUAGUGAAAGCGCUGUGCGCGACAGUACUAUUCCUCUACCUGCUCUCCUUUGCCGUGGACACGGGCUGCCUGGCGGUCACCCCAGGCUACCUCUUUCCACCCAACUUCUGGAUCUGGACCCUGGCCACCCAUGGGCUGAUGGAGCAGCACGUGUGGGAUGUGGCCAUCAGCCUGGCCACAGUAGUGGUGGCUGGGCGUUUACUGGAGCCCCUCUGGGGGGCAUUGGAGCUACUCAUCUUCUUCUCGGUGGUAAAUGUGUCUGUGGGGCUGUUAGGGGCCUUUGCCUACCUCCUCACUUACAUGGCUUCCUUCAACUUGGUCUACCUGUUCACUGUUCGUAUCCACGGAGCCUUGGGCUUCCUAGGUGGUGUCCUGGUGGCACUCAAGCAAACAAUGGGGGACUGUGUGGUCCUGCGAGUGCCCCAGGUGCGCGUCAGUGUAGUGCCCAUGCUUCUACUGGCGCUGCUGCUACUCCUGCGGCUGGCCACACUGCUCCAGAGCCCAGCACUGGCUUCCUACGGCUUUGGGCUGCUCUCCAGUUGGGUGUAUCUUCGCUUCUACCAGCGUCAUAGCCGGGGCCGAGGGGACAUGGCUGACCACUUUGCUUUUGCCACCUUCUUCCCUGAGAUCCUGCAACCUGUGGUUGGGCUGUUGGCGAACUUGGUACAUGGCCUUCUGGUGAAAGUAAAGAUAUGCCAGAAAACAGUAAAGCGCUAUGAUGUGGGUGCCCCAUCCUCCAUCACCAUCAGCCUGCCAGGCACAGACCCUCAAGACGCCGAGCGGAGAAGGCAACUGGCCCUGAAGGCACUCAAUGAGCGGUUGAAGAGAGUGGAGGACCAAUCUGUCUGGCCCAGUAUGGAUGAUGAUGAAGAGGAGGCCGGGGCCAAGGUGGACAGCCCCCUGCCUUCAGACAAAGCUCCCCUGCCUCCAGGGAAGGGGGGUGCUCCAGAAUCCAGUCUGAUCACCUUCGAGACAGCUCCCCCAAAACUGUAACUCCAGACCACCUUGAGUGUAGCACCUCCUCUCCGAAGCCCCUCUUGACACCCUCUCAGCUACUCCAGGGCACUGUCUGCUCUGAGGAGAGGGAAGAAGGCCUGCUGGAGGUUUCCACAGCCUUCUGCUGUUUCUCGCCAACACUACCCAGGAGUCUUGCUACCUGGUUCCAACUCCAGACGACCACUAUGCCAGGCAUGGGGCCUCCAAGGCAUCAGCCGUCCAGGCCUUCAUCUGAGGUAAGGUUGUACCUCAGCAGGCAGCCCCGAGCAAGUGACUGCAAGGACACUGGUGCCACGGCUCCUGGGCCGGCCCUCACAUCUAAAACUGGUUGCUGAGAGCCCUGAGUCAAGGCAGAGAUUUGCCAAAAAUGUUUUGGGGGCCCAGCCAGUGCAGGGCUGCACAUCCCUGCCCACCUCCAGAAAGACUAUGUUCUUGUCAGGAUUUCUUCUUUCCCUCUGCUGCGACCAUGACUGCUUCUGGGCCAGAACAGCCACAGCUCCCAGGUAUUUUCUACAGGACCACUUGAGUGGGCAGCCAAGCCCAGCCUCGCAGUAUCAAUAAAGCAGUUCUUUGAGGAAUGA
Molecule: messenger RNA, 2073 nt
Organism: Carlito syrichta (Philippine tarsier)
Lineage: Eukaryota; Metazoa; Chordata; Mammalia; Primates; Tarsiidae
Gene: TMEM115
Product: transmembrane protein 115
Exons: 2
Coding region: 434-1489 (351 amino acids)
Biological process (GO): retrograde vesicle-mediated transport, Golgi to endoplasmic reticulum
Cellular component (GO): membrane; Golgi apparatus
Source: RefSeq, a predicted model, not a curated record